AUGGUGAUACAUACAAAGCAUUCGAAUUUGCGAAGAACGGAUGUCGAGACGUUGAAAGAUGAAUUGCGGCGAGACACUGCUUCACUCCACUUGUCCAACUCCAAUUCUCAACAGGUUUCGGAUGCGUCGCCUUCGUCAACUCCUGAUCACCAAAGGAUACCCCAGACGACAAUGGACAAUAAAUCAUUGGCAACGCCGCCGGCCUAUGCGUCUUCACCUUUAAAUGCAGCUGCCGCGAAUGGAGUAGUUGGAAAUUUUCCGGCUGUGCUUGCUGCAGCAGCUGCCGUGCAAACCACGAAUCCUUUUCUUCUGGCCGCAGCUCUUGGACUGCAGCAUCAACAGCAACAGCAGCAACAGAAUGGUACCACGGCAACUUUGCCGUGGAUCAAUGGCGCGCAGUCAUUCACCGCUAUGCUACCCUUUUUGCAACAACUGCAGGCACAAGCACAACACGCACAGUUAACACAGGUGGCUUUGGCACAGCAUAUAGUGGCAGCGCAACAAGCUGCAAAUUUGCAUCAACAGCUGAAGACAGCAGCAGCUGCCGCCGCUGCAUCUCAUGCUUCUUCUUUAACUCCAUCUCAGCAACAGCAGCUGCAGUGGUUGUCUCCGCCACCGUCCGUUCCGCCACAAGUGAAGCAAACAACCACGUGUUCCUCCCCUUUACUGUCAAGCGGAUCCGAAUUAGCAUCGACGUUAUCAGAACUAUCCGAAUUGAGUCCUCGGCCGCAUACAGAGCAACAGCCUCCCUCACCUCCUGCUUCAUUGUCUUCGUCACCCUGUAAUGUCGAGAAGCAACAGCAAUUCCUGUUCGAUGAAGAUACGGUGAUUGAUUCGCUGUUGGAGGAGCGAAAGGAUUUGUCCGAGAAAGAAAGUAUCGCUGUUGCUGUUUUAGCUGGCAUGGCUGCAUGUCAGCGAUAG
Messenger RNA from Gongylonema pulchrum, 921 nucleotides. Lineage: Eukaryota; Metazoa; Nematoda; Chromadorea; Rhabditida; Gongylonematidae. The record is from the annotation of a GenBank genome assembly.